GUGAACCAAAUAUUGGGUCUGGUCGAACUUGAAGAGGGAAAAAGAGGACAGUAUCCUGGAAAAAUGUCAUCUUUUAUCAUCAAAAGGCCUAGCAGAAGCUCGUUACUUCUCUUCAGCAAAAUCAGAAAUCUCGUCUCUUCACAGAUCCUGCCCGAUUCCUCUCUCUCGGACGCAGUCGCGACUGAUGCGAGUUCCGCUUCUGGGUUCACUUCGAUUUUGUCAAGAAACCUCAAAACCUCAUCUGGGUUAGGCUCAAUCGGAUCAAAAAACGGAAAUUUCUCUCAUUCCGAUCGGAGAUUUGGUGUUUUGGCAUCUGGGUUUCGACAGUUGAGCUCAGAGGCUGCGUCUGUGGCGGAGGAGGCGACUGAGCCGUCGACUUCCGACGGGCUUACGGUGGAAAAGAUCAUUGCUAAUCAGUGGACAAUAUUGAAUGAGAGUGAGAGCGAUUGGAAGAGCCAUGCCGCUGCAAUUGCUCAGUCCAUCCAAGUCAUCAAGAGACGUUUGCAGUGGGAGAAACUCCUGGUGAGGGUUAACUUGUUGUCCGCGGAGCUGAAUAAGCCUGACCUCUGGAAUGAUCCAACACAUGCUGGGAAGAUAUGCCGUGAGCACGGUUCGCUCAUGGGGAAGAUGAAAGAGGUCAAGGCUUUUGAGAGGGAACUACUCGAUCAUAUUGACAUGUUGAAGCUUGCGAGGGAUGAGAACGACUCAGAGUUGGAAUCGGAAACAUUGAAGGUGUUGGUGAAUAUGAGAAGGCUUUCAAAAGAAAAGGAACUUGAGGCUCUAUUAUCUGGAGACAAUGAUUCUUGUUCUUGUUACAUUGAGGUCCAAGCUGGAGCUGGAGGAACAGAGAGCAUGGACUGGGCAUCAAUGGUGAUGCAGAUGUACAAAAUGUGGGCCCAACGGCGUGGAUUUUCAGUGUCUAUUGUUGAUGAAAUGCCUGGUGAUAUGGCAGGAAUCAAGCGUGCAACCAUAAAGGUAGAUGGCGAAUAUGCAUUUGGAUAUGCCAAAGCAGAAGUGGGAGUGCAUAGGCUGGUGAGGAUGUCGCCCUUUGACAGUGGCCAACGCCGACACACCUCGUUUGCUGCAGUAGCUGUGAUCCCUAUUCUUGGCGAUGGGUCAGCCAGAGUUCAUAUCAAUGAAUCCGAUCUUCGUAUAGAGCGGUUCCGUUCAGGUGGGCCCGGUGGACAGCACGCUAACACGACAGAGAGUGCAGUAAGAAUCACUCACACCCCAACUGGAAUAACCGCAACUUCUCAGAGUGAAAGGUCGCAGCACAUGAACAAGGCUUCAGCAAUGGCGGUGUUGCAAUCUCGGCUGGAUCAGCUGGAGAUGUCUCGUCAGGCCGCUAUGAAUGCUGAACACACACAAUCUCUAACCGAGAUCAGCUGGGGAAAUCAGAUCAGAACCUAUGUACUCCAUCCAUACAGAAUGGUGAAGGAUCUCAGGACAAACUACGAGGUUUCUGAUCCUGACUCAGUUCUUGAAGGAGACUUAGAUGGCUUCAUCUUGAGUUACUUAUCUGCUUCUUUGGACGAAGACAACAACGAACAGUGAGACUUUGGAUCAAAGUUUCCUUUUUGUUCAACCUGAGACACAUCCGGAAACCGAUUGUUUUGCCUGAGCACCAGUAAGACCAGAUCGGGACACGGGCUUAUGAUCGUUCUGACCGUUCUGACAGAUCUUGCGAUGAGUACCUGAGGAAUUUCGACGUAAAUCUGGUCUGUGUUUUGGCCAAUAAUAUCAUAGAAUAGGUUUGCAGGUUUUGUGAUAACGUGUAGUUCGUUCACAGUUCAUUUGACAUUAAUAAGAUUAACAAUGGGUUGUCCAUGAAAAUUUGUUCUUUAUACUGUUA
This is a messenger RNA of Tarenaya hassleriana, 1852 nucleotides long. RefSeq names its product peptide chain release factor PrfB2, chloroplastic. Gene Ontology annotation, cellular component: cytoplasm. The record is from RefSeq and is a predicted model, not a curated record. The transcript has 8 exons. Gene Ontology annotation, biological process: translational termination. NCBI's taxonomy places the organism in Eukaryota, Viridiplantae, Streptophyta, Magnoliopsida, Brassicales, Cleomaceae. Gene Ontology annotation, molecular function: translation release factor activity, codon specific. The coding region runs from base 64 to 1554 and encodes 496 amino acids.